This is a messenger RNA of Arvicola amphibius (Eurasian water vole), 9600 nucleotides long. RefSeq names its product THO complex subunit 2-like. The transcript is spliced from 8 exons. Gene Ontology annotation, cellular component: THO complex part of transcription export complex. Bases 464 to 5230 code for a protein of 1588 amino acids. The record is from RefSeq and is a predicted model, not a curated record. Gene Ontology annotation, molecular function: mRNA binding. NCBI's taxonomy places the organism in Eukaryota, Metazoa, Chordata, Mammalia, Rodentia, Cricetidae. Gene Ontology annotation, biological process: mRNA processing; mRNA export from nucleus.
GGCCCGGCUUCCCGCGAGCGUCGCUCCGUGGUGCGGGCCGCAUCUGGUUGGGUCUCCGUCGAGCGGGCUGUGGUGGACGCCGGGCGGCGAAGGCCGUUCCCGAGCCGCGGCUUCGAGGCGGUUCCCGGUGGCUGAGGCAGCAGGGCACGGGCCCGACACGGCCGCGACCGGCGGCUGGGGCAGCAGGGCACGGGCCCGACACGGCCGCGACCGGUGACGUGGGCCGGGCGAGGAGUGGCCUGCAGUGUGAGUGGCUGAGGCCACAAAGACACCCAGACAGCAGACUGCACCACUGUGCAUCCAGCACUCCCAGCUUCCGGUUCCUGAAUCAGCAAAAAAACUCAACCUUAAAACCCUUUCUUCAGAACACUCAGCUCCCAGCAUUCGCCGUGGGCGGGGUUCUCCUUUGACCUCGCACAAGCUCAUACUGCACACCUGGGGCUCUGUUACUGCUAACGAGAAGAUGGCGAUGCCCGCGGCAACGGUAGUGGUUCCCACUGAGUGGAUCAAGAACUGGGAGAAAUCUGGGAGAAGCGAGUUUUUGCGUUUAUGCCGGAUUCUCAGUGAAAGUAAAAGCCGCGACACUUUGGCUUGUAGAGAUUUUCAACAAGCUCUCUAUGAGUUGUCAUACCAUGUCAUUAAAGGAACUUUAAAGCCGGAACAGGCAUCCAGUGUUCUCAGUGACAUCAGUGAAUUUCGUGAAGAUAUUCCACUUAUUCUUGCUGACAUAUUCUGCAUAUUAGAUAUUGAGACGAAUUGUUUAGAAGAAAAGAACAAGAGAGAUCAUUUUACACAGUUGGUAUUAGCAUGUUUAUAUUUAGUUUCAGACACGGUUCUAAAGGAACGCUUGGAUCCAGAAACAUUGGAGUCAUUAGGCCUUAUCAAACAAUCACAGCAGUUCAAUCAGAAGUCAGUUAAAAUCAAGACGAAACUCUUUUACAAACAACAGAAGUUCAAUUUGUUAAGAGAAGAAAAUGAAGGUUAUGCCAAGCUUAUUGUUGAAUUGGGGCAAGAUUUAUCUGGAAAUAUUACUAGUGAUUUAAUCUUAGAAAUUCUCAAAUCUUUAAUAGGUUGCUUUAAUCUAGACCCCAAUCGAGUUUUGGAUAUCAUAUUAGAGGUGUUUGAGUGUCGGCCAGAACACCAUGAUUUCUUUAUAUCUUUAUUAGAAGCUUACAUGAAUAUGUGUGAACCACAGACAUUGUGUCAUAUUCUUGGGUUCAAAUUCAGGUUUUACCAGGAACCAAAUGGUGAGACUCCAUCAUCUUUGUAUACAGUGGCAGCAGUACUUCUGCAGUUUAACCUUAUCGAUUUGGAUGAUCUUUAUGUACACCUUCUUCCAGCUGACAGUUGCAUUGUGAAUGAAUACAAACGAGAAAUUGUGGAAGCUAAGCACAUUGUCAGAAAACUUACAAUGGUUGUAUUGCCUUCUGACAAAAGUGAUGAACGAGAGAAAGAAAAGAAAAAAGAUGAUAAAGUAGAAAAGGCACCUGACAAUCAAAAACUUGGUUUGUUGGAAGCCUUGUUAAUUAUUGGUGAUUGGCAGCAUGCACAGAGUAUUAUGGAUCGAAUGCCGCCGUACUAUGCAGCGUCACAUAAAGUAAUAGCCCUUGCUAUUUGCAAUCUUAUACACAUAACUAUUGAGCCUCUUUACCGAAGAGUUGGUGUUCCUAAAGGUGCUAAAGGCUCACCUGUCAAUGCUUUACAAAACAAGAAGUCACCAAAGCCAGCAGAGAGCUUUGAAGACUUAAGGAGAGAUGUAUUCAGUAUGUUCUGUUAUCUUGGUCCCCACCUUUCUCAUGAUCCCAUCUUAUUUGCAAAGGUUGUGCGCAUAGGCAAGUCAUUUAUGAAGGAAUUUCAGUCUGAUGGGAAGCAAGAAAAUAAAGAGAAAAUGGAAGUCAUCUUUAGUUGUUUGCUUAGCAUCACUGACCAGGUACUACUUCCAUCUCUUUCUUUGAUGGAUUGCAAUGCGUGUAUGUCAGAGGAACUAUGGGGAAUGUUUAAAACAUUUCCUUAUCAGCAUAGAUACCGCUUAUAUGGCCAGUGGAAGAAUGAGACUUACCAUAGUCACCCACUUUUAGUAAAAAUUAAAGCUCACACAGUAGACAGAGCCAAGUACAUUAUGAAGCGUUUAACCAAGGAAAAUGUGAAGCCUUCAGGAAGACAGAUUGGGAAACUGAGCCACAGCAAUCCAACCAUUUUGUUUGAUUAUGUCUUGUCACAAAUACAGAAAUAUGAUAACUUAAUAGCGCCUGUGGUGGACUCAUUGAAAUACCUCACUGCGUUGAGUUACGAUGUUCUGGCCUACUGUAUCGUUGAAGCGCUGGCUAACCCAGGAAAAGAAAGGAUGAAGCACGACGACACCACCAUCUCAAGCUGGCUGCAGAGCCUGGCUAGCUUCUGCGGUGCAGCUUUUCGUAAAUACCCGAUUGACCUUGCUGGUCUUCUUCAGUAUGUAGCCAAUCAAUUAAAGGCAGGCAAAAGUUUUGACCUGCUUAUAUUGAAAGAAGUGGUUCAAAAAAUGGCAGGAAUAGAAGUUACAGAGGAAAUGACAAUGGACCAGCUAGAGGCUAUGACCGGUGGGGAGCAACUGAAAGCUGAGGGUGGAUAUUUUGGCCAGAUAAGAAACACUAAGAAAUCCUCUCAGAGAUUGAAGGAUGCACUGCUGGACCAUGACCUUGCCCUUCCUCUCUGCUUGCUUAUGGCCCAGCAGAGGAAUGGCGUGAUCUUUCAGGAAGGCGGAGAGAAACAUUUGAAGCUUGUAGGGAAGCUGUAUGACCAGUGUCAUGAUACUUUGGUACAGUUUGGUGGAUUUUUAGCUUCAAAUUUAAGCACAGAUGAUUACAUAAAGAGAGUACCUUCAAUUGAUGUACUGUGUAAUGAAUUUCAUACGCCCCAUGAUGCAGCUUUUUUCCUGUCUCGGCCAAUGUAUGCGCACCAUAUUUCAUCAAAGUAUGAUGAACUUAAGAAAUCAGAAAAGGGUAGUAAACAGCAACAUAAAGUUCAUAAAUACAUUACAUCAUGUGAGAUGGUGAUGGCUCCUGUCCAUGAAGCAGUGAUCUCCUUACACAUUUCCAAAGUCUGGGAAGAUAUCAGCCCUCAGUUUUAUACCACGUUCUGGUCUCUGACAAUGUAUGACCUUGCAGUUCCACACACUAGCUAUGAACGAGAAGUCAAUAAACUUAAGAUCCAGAUGAAAGCAAUUGAUGACAAUCAAGAAAUGCCUCUAAAUAAAAAGAAAAAAGAGAAAGAGCGCUGUACUGCCCUUCAGGACAAGCUUCUUGAAGAAGAAAAGAAACAGACGGAGCAUGUGCAGCGAGUUCUACAGAGACUGAAAUUGGAAAAGGACAACUGGCUCUUAGCAAAAUCUACUAAAAAUGAGACCAUCACAAAGUUUCUCCAGCUGUGUAUAUUUCCUCGUUGUAUUUUUUCAGCAAUUGAUUCUGUUUACUGUGCACAUUUUGUUGAGUUGGUCCACCAACAGAAGACUCCAAAUUUCUCCACACUUCUCUGCUAUGAUCGAGUUUUCUCUGAUAUAAUUUACAUGGUUGCUAGCUUUACUGAAAAUGAAGCUAGUCGAUAUGGUAGAUUUCUUUGCUGCAUGUUAGAGACGGUGACUAGGUGGCAUAGCGACAGAUCCACCUAUGAGAAGGAAUGUGGAAACUAUCCAGGAUUCCUUACUAUAUUACGAGCAACUGGAUUUGAUGGUGGAAAUAAAGCAGAUCAGUUAGAUUAUGAGAAUUUUCGACAUGUUGUACAUAAAUGGCAUUAUAAACUAACCAAGGCAUCGGUACAUUGCCUUGAAACAGGUGAAUAUACUCAUAUCAGAAAUAUCUUGAUUGUGCUCACAAAAAUACUGCCAUGGUACCCCAAAGUUUUAAAUCUGGGACAGGCUUUGGAAAGAAGGGUACAUAAAAUCUGCCAAGAAGAGAAAGAAAAGAAGCCAGAUCUGUAUGUACUAGCGAUGGUCUACUCUGGGCAGCUGAAAAAUAGAAAGUCAUACAUGAUACCUGAAAAUGAAUUUCAUCACAAAGAUCCUCCUCCAAGAACUGCUGCUUCAAGUGUACCAAAUGGACCUUGUAGCGGGCUGCCAUCUUCCAUAGGAAACACGUCUAAGUCAGAUGAGAGCAGCACUGAGGAGACUGACAAGUCAAGGGAAAGGUCUCAGUGUGGCCUAAAAGCUGUCACUAAAGCCUCUAGUGCCCUACCAAAAGGGAGUUCAAACAAUGGAAACAGCGGCUCCAACACCAAGGCUGUUAAGGAAAAUGACAAAGAAAAGGGGAAAGAGAAGGAAAAAGAGAAAAAAGAAAAGACCUCAGCUGUUACUCCAGAAGUUAGGGUACUUUGUAAAGACAGUAAAGAGAAACCCAAGGAAGAGCAGCCAAAUAAAGAUGAGAAAAUAAGAGAGACCAAGGAAAGAAUGCCUAAAUCUGACAAAGAUAAGGAAAAAUUAAAGAAGGAGGAAAAAGCUAAAGAUGAGAAGUUCAGGAUCACUGUUCCUAACAUAGAUUCAAAAUCCACUCAAGAAAGAGAAAAAGAGAAAGAGCCAUCAAGAGAAAGAGAUUUAGCAAAGGAAAUGAAAUCAAAAGAAAACGUUAAAGGAGGAGAAAAAACAACAGUUUCUGGGUCCUUGAAAUCACCUGUUUCCCGAACAGAUAAUGCAGAGCCCGAAAGAGAAAAACGUCGCAAGGUAGAUUCCCAUCCUUCUCCAUCCCAUUCUUCCACAAUAAAGGACAGUCUCAACAAACUCAAGGAGUCUUCAGCAAAGCUCUACAUCAACCAUGCUCCACCACCGUUGUGCAAGAGUAAGGAGAGAGAAAUGGACAAGAAAGAUUUGGACAAGUCGAGGGAAAGAUCCAGAGAGAGAGAAAAAAAAGAAGAAAAGGACCGGAAAGAGCGGAAAAGGGAUUAUUCAAACAAUGACCGGGAAGUGCCUCUAGACUUAGUCAAAAGGCGGAAAGAUGAAAAUGGAAUAUUGGGGACAUCAAAGCACAAAAGUGAAAGCCCCUGUGAGUGUCCUUAUCCAAAUGAGAAAGACAAGGAAAAAAAUAAGUCAAAAUCCUCAGGCAAAGAAAAAGGUGAUUUCUUCAAACCUGAAAAGGUGGAUAAAGUAUCCAGUGGGAAAAAGGAGUCUGGACAUGAUAAAGAAAAGGUAGAAAAGAAAGAGAAAUGGGACAGUUGUGGAGAUAAGGACGAGAAGAAGCAUCAUAAGUCCUCAGACAAACACAGAUAAUGAAGACUUUGAGCCAAGAGUGGGCAGGCCUCCAAGCUGAAGGGCUCCCAGCAGAGGAUGCCAGAGCUCUGGGUCACUCUCAAAACUUAAUUACGAGCUCCUGGUGCUGUUCAUCUUAUGAGAAUCUGCGUUACAUCAGAAGAUGAAUAUGCAUCCCCAUCCUCUUGAGACAUUGCAAAGUCAAUGGUUUUCAGAACAUUAUUUUCACCUCCAGGCAGUUUCUUGCAGCAAGAUCCCUGUGCGUACAUUUUUUUUUUCUUGAAAUGACACCAUCCAGAAAUAGCAUUUAUGAAAUUUUCACCAGCUGAUUCUUGGAUCACCCUUGGAAAGGAAAAAGGAAUUCUCUUUUCUUCAAUGGAAGACUUCUGGGAGGGCCUGCUGUGCGUUUGCCAAUAUAUAAGAAGUAGGCUAUGGUGCGUUGUUGAAGUUACUGUUCUGCCUUCAAAGAGUGAUUUAGUACCAGUUAUAGAAAAUAUCUUGCAGGUGCCUUGCAACUCUUUAGGUCUUCAGAGAUUCAUUACCUAUUUAAUCUCCAUAGCAAACUACAAGUUCCUAGAUAGCAUAAGCACAUCCUCAAUCUGCGGUGCCGUUUCCUAUGUACUACUUCAUCGCACAUCAUUCCUAAGAAAAAUGUGUGCAGCUCCUACUGUGUGCCAGACCCUGUGCGCAGAUAACCUCCUCUUCCUCACAGAAGGCCCCUGAGCUCUUCAAAUUCAUGUUCUAACAGGACUAUGAGCCAGCUCUCACAAGCAUGUAAUGCUGUGCUGAAGACCUCUGUAGCUUUGCUGUUAUGUUCUUCACUGUUUGUGGCACACUCUCAGUUGGCAUAGCUCGUCUUUGGCACUUAAUUGGAUGACUUAAGUGCCUUCCAAGAAUACUUACAGUAUAGCAGCGAACCCUGAGUAGUGUGGUCCUCUGAGUUGUGGUCUCCUGCAGCCUGGGACGACAUGAGCAGAGGAAUGGAACAUUCCAUUGCAGUGUGGUGUCCCAGUCCCAGAUGUUGAUCAUAAGGCAUGAGAUCAUGGAGCUGGAAGAGACAAGAGACAGGUGGUGACAGAGAGGUCACAGGGAGCAGAUGUCUGCUGGUGCCGCACCAAUGGUAGGAGUGUUGGAGCUGAUGAUGCGGCGCCCCCUUCAGGUCAGCAUCUUCAGAUGACAGUGAGACCCAGAAGUCCUCCCGCUCCUUCCAGUCUGCAGUGGACCUAGAAGUCGGAGAUGAAAAUGGAGGUGCCAGGAUCCACAUGUGGUAAUCCACUGUGUGGUUCUGAGUGGAUUUGCCAUAACAAGUACAUGAUUUAUGCCUGAUAAUCAUAUGAUGCUGGUCUUUAUAACUAAUCAUUAAUCUUCUGCACUUGAUUUUAUUUUCUAUAAACUUUAUUUAUGGAUGGAAGAAGGAAGACUUCCUCACAUGACAGAUCUAGACUUUGAAAUAUUGAACCAAGAAAAAAAAAACAACUGGAAAGUAUGUUGAGAAGUACGCCCAAUUGCUGCCCUGCCUAAUUCUGUUCAGGAGACAAUGAAGUAGCUUUUUAAAGCUGGAACUGCAAAGACUCCUGAGUACACUUCCAGCCACAAGUCAGCAUUGCCAUUCUUAGCCGGUGUGUAGAAGGAAAGGAGGGCAUUUCUUUCCAUGCUGCCGGAACUAUGUGGUUGUGCAUGUCAGGCGCCCUCUACUGGUAAACUUUAAACCAUACGGAUAAACCAUAGUGUGGCCAUGUCCCCAUUGUGCUGGAGUUUGUAUCAAUAGUUAAGAUGUUAAAACUACGCUCUUUUUUUGCCUACUUUCUCAUAACUGAUAUCUGUGGGACUAGCUGUAUUUCUUGGUUUUUUGUAUUGUUUAGCUCUAUAAAAUGGCCCCAGAAGAUCUCCAAAUAGUGUCUCUAACUACAACAAAGGAGAAUUGUAUGGUUCCUUAAAUUCAUACUAAGUUUGAUUUGGGACAAUUUGCUUAGUGUGAAUGUUUUCAUGUCUUUUUCAUGUCUCAGUUUAUUUGAAACUCAAUAUUCAAAGCUCUCUAGUAGAACCAACUUAUUAAAUGUUACUUUAGUGUAUAGUGAAGUGUUCAGUUAAGAAACUGUUCAAGAAUGAGACUUUGUUUUGAAAUUCAUUAUGAAUCAUAAAGCAAAAGUCAUAGUUUUUCAGAGACAUGGUCUCAGAUAUUUUUGGUCCGGUAUGUCAGAAUAGAAUUUAUAAUACAAAGUCUGCUUUAAUUAAAAGACUUUUUUUGCUGCAAGUCCCAUCUGUUCUCAGAAAGCAUCAGGUAGAGUUUGCAUUAGUAGAAGAGGGAGGCUUCUACUGACUCUGUACAUGUCUGUUCUCAACUAGAGGGGAUGGUUUUCCUCUGUGUGUCGUAUGGGCCUCUGCCAUCUGAGGGGAUAAGAAGGAUACAGUUGAGGACGGGUGAUUUACCCUCAGCUCUAGAGGCCAGUAGAGAAACCCUAUUUUUAGUGCUUGUCUUACAUUCUUGUAUUAAUUACUAGACUAUAUCAGUCAUGUCUCCAAUGAAACAGGAGCCGACAAGUCAGUUAAUGAAUGAAACAUCUGAUUUUAAUGGGAUUUUCAUAUGUUUCAUCUCCAUCUCUUCUAUGAGUAUGGUGAACAAGUGCUUCCUUCCUAGGUGGUAAAGUUUAUCUUCCAUGCAUAUUGAGUUUAUAUAUUUAUCAUGUAUACCUGCUGUUACAUGAAAACAACUUUCAACUUGAAGUGCGGCCGUUAUGUGGUAUCCAUGUUUAUUGAUCAUGCGCCACAUAUUUACUGCAGUCCCUAAAGAGUAUUUAUGAUAUAUAUUAUGUACUGUUUUAUUAUAAUAUUGUACAAAAAUUCUUUACUUUUACCCAUGAGUGCCAUCUCUUUGUUUUUUGGUUUGUUUGGGUUUUUUCUUCUUGAGUCAAAGAAUAAAAGUUUAAUCCCUUUCCUCUACCUUGCCCUCUGUUGGUGUGAGUAGGAAGUGAAUUGUUCAAAUCUCUGCAAUUAGAAUUUCAGAAGUAGGGGAUUCUGGUCACUUGACUUAAUAAAGAUUACAUAUAUAAUAAAUUUGUCUAUUUUUUAAUUAAAAGCAAUUAAGUUUUCCCUUUAUUAGAGUAUUAGUAAUAGCCUAGACUGUGACAAUGUCUGUAUGUGUGGGAUGGGGCACACAAUGAAACAAGCCUGCAUAUGAUAGCAAGUGCUUGUAACCAACCAGCAGCAUUGCUUGAGGCUGUUACUCAGGUGUCUUACUCUUCAGAUCCCUUAGAGCUGCAGCCUGAGACAGCUGAAGGGCAGGUACCUUUGGGACGGUGGAUGAUAGUGGCUGAGGCAGACUGGAAAGGGAGGUGUACAGAGGGUGUGUUGUCAAGGUGGCUAGCACUGCAGGCUGUUAGAACUGUAGUUUCUUUUUGCUAUUCUGGGAAACACUAAAACACACAGUUCAGACAUACCCCGUUUGAGGAAGUGGGUUUCAAAGCUAUUCUGGGGAGAAUGGUAGCUAUUUCAUGCAGUAAUCAGAAGCCCUUGGUGACGUGUGAUCCAGAAAAGAGCUGUAGCUGAACAUGAUGGCGCCUGACUGCAGUCUCAGCUCCUGAGAGGUAGAGGCAGAAGGAUCCACAGUGUAGGGGCAGCCUGGGCUACGAGACUGGCUGAAGAAAAAGUAGAGAAAGCCGUAGCUGAAGAUGGGUAGAUAUAGACUGAGGUGUGUGGCACAAAUGGUUUGGACACAGGGCCACGUUGUCCUUAGGUGUGGCAUUCACAGUUGGCUUCCUGGAACACAGCGCAGACAGUGUGCUGUGCACUUGGAACUGCCUGGCUUUGUAGUCCACCCAGAGCCCACGGAGAAGCUGGAAGGAAGCAUAGUGAGAACACUGUGCUGAGGUUCUGCCCCGACAGUGUUUACUAGCCAUGCGAUCAUGUCAGGACACCUGGUUUACAUGAGUCCUCCUUUGUCAUCUUCAACUUCGGAAGAUGAAUCCAUACCUUGCCUUUCCUGUGGUGUGUAUGGUCAAACUGAGCUUUACACAGCAGAGAGAGGGAGGUCAUAGGUUCUUAACAUAGCGCCUUGCUCCACAACAGAGUGGUCUUUGUUGAAUAAGCAAGAAGAAAAAGAUUUCUGAGCAGUUUUAAGUUUUCAAAGGGAAAUUAAAGGGACAUAUAUUGUCCAGUGAUAACUAAAAGCUUUAAAGGCUCUUCUAAGUCAUGACACAUAUUUCACAACUGCAGUUUCGGACUCCCUCUUCCUCAUGUUACGUCAUGAACGUGCCAUAUGUUACUGUGCAUAGUAUACAAAGUAUAUAAUGUGCAAAGUACAUAAUAUAAGUUGUAUUAUGACCGAUUGUGUCCACAUUUUAAUAAUAAAUUAUGAAUGUAUAAUUUAUAAGAAAUAAAACACGUUAACCUCA